UUAUAAAAAUUUUUAAUAACAGAUAAAAUGUGUUCUCCUUGCGGACCGUGCAACCCCUGUGACCCUUGCUGUGGUCCAUUUGAGUGCUCUCCAAAAUGCUAUAAUGCCGCCCAAUUGGAAGCUUUGCCGCAAUGCGCACCUCGCAUCCCGCCGCCUUAUCCCAAGUGCAUCACGAUUCAGCAGCCACCUCGUCUUAUAUGCAGAAAGAGAGUGGUUUUUACGGAGAAAAUUGUACCGGAGCCCAUGGUUGUUAAUCGCUGUAGACAAAUCACGGUACCCAAAGUUGUGGAUACAACUCGGGUCAUCAAAGUUCCAAAACUGGUUUGGGUCUCACAAAUGGUUCGCGAGCCUCGCGUAAUUUACUAUCCAUCCAUGAUUCCGGAUCCCUAUGUCGUCUGCUAUCCGAAGCGAGUGUGCGAGCCCAGAGAAGUCUGUCAGUCUAUAUUGUGUCAACCCAAGCCGCAAAACAUCGACAUACCGCCCCCAAGGGAAUAUUGUUGUUAUCCAAAUGGACCUGUCAACUAUAAACCAUCUACUGCUUGUCCACCGUGUCCAAUUGGACCGUGUGCUCCAGGUGGACCGUGUUGUCCACUUCCUUGCUUUUCCACCAAUCAAUAUCCCGUAUGUGAGACUCGUUGCGGUCCCGGUGGACCUUGUGGACCCUGUGGCCCUUGUGGUCCUCGUGGACCCUGUGGACCUUGUGGGCCAGGACGCUGUGGACCAUGCGGACCUUGUGCUGUACCAAAUUGUGGACCGUGUGGCUUAACAAUGCCUUCUGGGCCAUUUGUACCUGCCCCCUGUGGUCCGUGCGGAACCGGUUGUGGGCCACUUGGAUCCACACCAAGUGGUCCUUGUGGACCGUGCAGUCCCCCUUGCCCAUACGAAUCGCCAGAGUGUGGACCAUGUUAUCCGUGUGCUCCUACUCCUUGGAAUACACAUUGUGGACCGGUUGGGCCGUGUGGCCCUCAAGCUCCUUGUGGUCCUUGUGGUCCGUGUUAACCAUCGAAGUAUCUUUAUUGAACACGUUAGUCUAAAAUUAUGUUUAUUUGUAAAGAAAUUGUAUAACGUUUGAUCGAAGCUAUGUAAAAUAUAAUCUGGAAUUACAUUUGG
Molecule: messenger RNA, 1110 nt
Organism: Drosophila innubila
Lineage: Eukaryota; Metazoa; Arthropoda; Insecta; Diptera; Drosophilidae
Product: DBF4-type zinc finger-containing protein 2 homolog
Exons: 1
Coding region: 28-999 (323 amino acids)
Source: RefSeq, a predicted model, not a curated record